CCAAAUCGGGAUUCUGACGAUAGAGAGUGCUGCGGCGGUGUACUGAUGGUGGAGGGAGACUGAAAUAUCUGCGGGCUGUGUCUGAGCCAAGCGCAUCUGGGCAGAGGUUGAUGUUUGUGAAGGAAACGGGAGCAGAGGGGCAGAUGAGCUGCAGCAACUGCAAGGUCCGAGUCGCCCUGCCCUCUGGGCUGGGAGAGCAGGCUGGGGGAGGGACAGGGACAGGCCAAUGGCAGUGCAGCGGCGGCUCUCAUGACAGAGGACGAUGGUCGAGGAGCAGCACAGAAGCUUGAGCCCACGGGCAUGGCUGGAGGCGCACAACCGAACGGUUCUAGCAGCAGCAGAGGACGACGGGGCAUCCAAGCUCCAAUUUUGGUGUAAAUGUUAGCGUCUAGCCUUGCGCAACGGGCUUUCAGUGGGCAGCACAAGGGACGAUGACGGUCCACGGGCAGCGCCAGCAACGCCAGGCUGCGGACCGUUCCCGCAUCAAACCACCGUCCAAGCGCAGCCUGAGCAGCGGCAGCGCUCUGUUACUAAGAGGGGAGUGGCUUGGUGCGCGGUCGAAAAUAGCGGGACGUAUGAAUGGUGUGAAGGGCUCAGCCCUCCUGCACCGGCACACCACUGCCUGCCGCUUGCCGCCGAGGCACCAUGACAUGCAACCUGUCACGCCUCGCGCAAAAGGCCAAAGACACGGAACAUGUCCAUCAUGGAGAGCACACCCCGACGAUGUGAAAGUUAGACGUGUGAGCCACAGAGUCCGACUCAACGUCGAGAUGCAGCGAUGCGGACGGGGGAGCGCUGUCGGAACCCGCUUGGCUGAGGCGUGCGACGGCUGCCCCUGCAGGCAAUUUUGGACCUUUGUGCCCGACUGCUGCACUCCGAGGGCCUGCGGUGCACGCUGGAGCGGCGAUCUAAAGGCCAUUGGUGGAGCAGCAAUAAUGAUUGAAUGAUUGCUGGUGCGCGCGGCGGCAGAUGUGUAGCUUCUGCGAGGAUUCCUGGCCGUCGCGCUGCAGGUUAAAGAC
Messenger RNA from Lindgomyces ingoldianus, 1019 nucleotides. RefSeq lists its product as uncharacterized. Lineage: Eukaryota; Fungi; Ascomycota; Dothideomycetes; Pleosporales; Lindgomycetaceae. The record is from RefSeq and is a predicted model, not a curated record. The coding region runs from base 432 to 947 and encodes 171 amino acids. The transcript has a single exon.